This is a messenger RNA of Gigantopelta aegis, 6843 nucleotides long. RefSeq names its product gem-associated protein 5-like. The transcript is spliced from 27 exons. The record is from RefSeq and is a predicted model, not a curated record. The coding region runs from base 1 to 5775 and encodes 1924 amino acids. NCBI's taxonomy places the organism in Eukaryota, Metazoa, Mollusca, Gastropoda, Neomphalida, Peltospiridae. Gene Ontology annotation, molecular function: protein binding.
AUGGAAGGGUUGACGUUACCAUCAUCACCAAAUUGGUACUUAAGUCAUAUUAGUGAUGGAAACGUUCUUGGAACGUUUGUGUUCGGUGCACGGCAUGAUGUUUUCGUUUUUAAAAUUGUCGCCGGUAGUAUCGAGUUCUUGGGGGUUUUCACUGGUCACAGAGACCGUGUGACAUCGGUUGCUCUGGGUACAGGUUUUGGACAGACUGAGGUCUGUUGCAGCACUGGAGAUGAUAGCCAAGUCAAACUUUGGGACGUCAAAACAAAAUCAGAGCUGCAAAGUCACAGAGAUCAUAAAGUAAAAAUAACUGCUCUUUCCUGGUCCCAAGUUCAGACCGACCUCAUAGUGACGGGAGAUGAGAGGGGCAAUGUGGUCAGCUGGGCAUUCAACCAUGACAGUCGCAGACAUUUCCAGCUGGAGAAAGAUUACAUCUAUUGUCUAGCCUGCUGUCCACACAAGGCAGCAUUUCUGGCUAUUGGGUACAAGUCUGGGACUCUCUUGCUGGUUGACGUAGCUGCUGGAGGUAGAGUGCUGCACAAAUUCCGUGGCCAUACGGAUGAGGUUCAGUCUGUGGCCUGGUGUCCAGUCGCCGGACAACACGUGCUGUCGAGUAACCAUCAGGAUGAUGAUGACACGUCAACAGGCUUUCUGCUUGCGUCUGGCUCUCGAGACAAGACAAUCAGAGUGUGGGGCACGACAGAAGGGAAGCAGCUACAUAGUAGAAAGUUACCGACAAAUCAGGGGUAUCGGCGAGACUUUGGAGACCAGAGUAGAGGUAAAGUGUGGACGGCUGUUUGCUGGCCCAGGUCUACACCACACCAGCUCAUUUCAAGCUCUGUCGGAGGAGACAUAUUGCUUUGGAAUUUGCAGGCUGACCAAGAGAAAGAGAGACAGACAUUUCAAGUGAAGAACAUGAAAUCUCACGGUCGUAUUGUGUUCGGUAUUUGUGUCGGGGGAGCUGAUGAUGGGACAGUCAUGUCUCUGUCACUUGAUCGAACAAUAAUGUUCUGGGAUUUUGCAAGUCUCACAUCAAAAUUCUACAUACCUUCUCUUGGUGGACAUGUGUACAGUGUAUGUGUAUCCCCAAUAGAUCCAGGCUAUGUUGCCCUUGGUGUGGGUGACAACACAAUUCGAGUUUGGAAUACGAGCAAUAAGAACAACCUGUUUGAUAUCAACACGAUAUGGCAAGGGUUGAAGUCAAAGGUCACUGCACUUGCCUGGCACCCGACCAAAGAAGGAAUGUUGGCAUUUGGAACAGAUGACGGAAGAGUAGGCAUUUUUGAUGUGCUGUCUAACAAACCACCAAAAUCAUCAUCCACGUAUCACAGAAGAACUGUGUAUGUGGUCGCGUGGGGUCCACCAUCCCAUGCUUCAGAAAGCCAGGCCUCGUUCAAUUUGUAUUCUGUUGGAGACAGCAAGGUGUUGGAGCAUUUUCCUCAUGCAUUCAGCACCGAGGCUAUAGACAUCACCAGUGUUAUAGCCAGUGUAAACAACAGACCGAAUUCAUCCGGCCGAUCCGAUCUCAGCUGGAAACCAGACAACAGUGCAGUUGCUAUAGGAAAUGAAGAUGGCUCUGUGGAGGUGUUCCAGGUUUCAACUUUCAAACAGAUGUGUAUGAUCCACCUGCAUCGUAAGCUCGUAAACUCCCUGGUGUGGCACCCGCAGUUCACUGCACAGUCACCGGAUGGGUCACCGUUCUCUCACUGGCUAGCGUCUGGAGCGUCUGAUGCCGAUGUGCACGUGGUCGACCUGACACAGCUGUUUGAUACUGACCGGUGGUUGGAGCAGCCGAUGAGCAUCAGUCAGGGCAUGAGGAAGCUGGAGGCCCAUUCUAUCCGAGUGACUGGUUUAUCGUGGAACCCUCACGUCGAUGGGGAGCUGGUGUCUGUGGGAUAUGACAGUAUGGCUUAUGUUUGGAAUGUGAAGUCUGGUGAAGCCAUGAAGCAGUUUUCCGGACACUUCCAGCGUCUGCUGUGUGUGACCUGGAGCGGGAUUGACCCGGACGUUAUCUUCAGUGGAGGAUUUGACAGCACGCUGCAAGUCUGGAAUGUGUCCACCGCUUCUAAAGUUAUUGCUGGGAAUAGAAACAAGAAAAGGAAGAAAAAGAAAGCCGAUUUUGACCCUGCAGGUUCCUCUACAAAACAGCUUCCUUCUGCGGUUACGGUAGACAGCCAGGUGAGAGACCAGGUUGGUGACCAGAUGGUUCCUGAAGUAGAGGCCCAUCGUGGGGUGUGGCAGUCCCACGAUGCACGAGAGGUGCAGGAACUGCACAAUCUCUUGGAGAAGAAGAGACGAGACAUACUUCUACAGCAGCAGCAGCAGCAGAGAUCGGACAACCUAGCUGCAGGGUCAGGACAGAGUGGCCACACAGAUGUUGAGAAGCUGACCAGUUCAGUGCCCACCGCCAGCGCAUGUGUAUCGACUAUGACUGGCAGUCAGUCAUCAGGACGCGACAAAGAUGGACUGCAGCUAGCCGACUCUGAGACCAGUCAUCUCACCGGUACGGACAGCGUAACAGUGGAAGACAUUCUCCAAUCAUUCACUGGAGACACUGUCUCCAGGGACAGGAAAAGAACAGGCAGGUCAAAAGAUGGCAACAGUCGUCAGUCCGGUGGGUUUGCGACACAGUUGAAGAGGAAGAAAGAUCGGCCCAAGUCGGUGUUUCCAGCCACAGCAACGAAGGAGAAUCGUGGGAAGCUUGGUGUCCUCGAAGACUUGCUACUGUUGACGAAGAUUCAGUGUGAUGAAGAAAGACUAAAGACUCUUCCACCUGAGAACUUUCAUCUAGGGCUUUUUUCAGAUCGUAAACAGGCCUACUCAUGUCUACGGGAAGAAGGCAAACACCACUUGAACCAUGACAACAUGGACUACUACCUUCAUCUGGAAAUCUGGAAAGGAAACAUAGGUGGCGCUUUGCAGGUUGCCCGCGACAGAGAGGAGCUCUCUGAUUGGCUGGUUGCAAUGGCCCCCUUAGCAUCAUACGACACGUGGCUGGCGAUGUGUGGGGACUACGCCCACCAGCUGGAGGAGGACGGGCAGUACCACAAGGCCGCGUCCUACCUGCUCGCCGCCCACAAGGUGUACGCAGCCAUCGAACUCUUCAAGAAACACAAACUCUUCAAAGAAGCUGUUGCCCUGGCUAAAAUCCGGUUGUCUCCCUUGGACCCUGUGUUGGAGGAUCUGUACAUUGACUGGUCUCAGCAGCUCCUGAAAGACGGAAACUAUGAACAGGCAGCUAAAUGUUACCUGGCCAUGAAGAAUGUGUUGGAUGCCGCGAAGCUCCUCUCCCGCCGCUCCGACCAGCCCACCCUGAAGACCGCCACUCACAUGACGCUGCUGGCCAAUGAGAAACAGCAGGGAUUCCAUUACGCUCAGAAGGUUGUGCAUCAGCACAUGGUGAAAAACGAGUGGAAAGAGGCGUACAGGUUCUUGAGGGAAAACGAAGUGCUAAAGGUACUGAUUCCAUUUGUGAGUAUGCACGAACUGAUGAUGAGGGAGGUUGAGGGGCUGACCCUGGGGAUGUUCCAGGAGGUGGACCCGGCGUGUUACACAGACUGGGGAGACUUACCUGAUGGGAAGGCCAUCAUACCAGACUUCAUUCUAGACGACUCUGAUUUGGAUCCAGUGUUACCAUGGAAACUGUUCCUUAAAGGGAAGCACUCGUUUCCUCACCACGUGUUGAGGAUAUGGUACGGCAGUCUGGAUGUUGCCAUGGACACCGAGAGUCUGGGCCUGACGUACCACACCCUCUCCCAGCUGCAGUCAGCGCGACAGAGCCACGUAGACCCACAGCAGCUGAUGACUCAAGUUUGCAUGGACCUGACCCUAUGCUUGGUAGCCCUGUUGCUAGGGGAGACGUCGACAGCCAUCACACACCUGCUCCAUAUCGUGGCCUCUCUUCACAACUGUGGUCACUUCAGUCUGAUGCAGGCCAUCUGUCAGCUCAUUCUUCCUCCUGGUCCGAAGUACCUGCUCAAACUGCAGCAAGAGGUGACGGCAAUGCGUGUGAUCAUCAGCAUGGAGAGUAACCGCAACGUUGACGGCAGCGCUCAGCCGGUGAAGCGCUAUCUGUCGGACAUCAAGGACGAUGGUAAGAUCUCCAACACAGGUCUGCGGUGCCGGGAACUCGACUGUCUGCGCGGCUACUACUACCUCUCGGUCCUCCACUGUCUGCAGGAGAGAUGCAACAACACCACCACCACCAUGACGAAUCACCUUCCAGAAAGAGUGGACUGCCAGAUUUCUAGUGAUUGUGAUCGGCAUACAGAUACCCGGUUGGACGUUACGCAAAUCACCAGCUGUAGUGCUGGUGGGAAGGCUGCUGCUUCUGAUGUAUCUGCUGCCAAGGAUUUGAAUUCUGUUGCUUGUGCUGUUAGCCAAUCAAAGGCUGAUGUAUGUGUUGUUGACCAAUCAAAAUCAGAUAGUUGUGUUGGUGACCAAUCAAAGUUGGAUGCGAGUGUAGCAGAGUCAGAUUUUCAAGCUAAAGGUAAACAAUCCGAGUCUACUAAAGAUGUUGGUGUUUGUGAUUCUAGUUCAGAUUCAGGAACAAACUUGACUAGUGAUAAGGCUUUUAAGUCGAUAGAUGAAGACUUGGAUGGAAAGGCUGACUGUUCACUACAGGAUGGUGUUAAACAAACAGCUAAACAUCAUGUUUCUAGUGGGGGUGAUGCAAGUGCCUGUAUUCAAGCCCAUGACCAGACAAAGUUGUGUGUGGGAAUAAGCCAUGAGAAAACCGAGAUGUUUAGUGCAGAAGUGAACUGUGACAAAACCAAAAUAAUGUUUGCAGAAGUGAGCCGUGACAAAAUAGUGCCAAUGAGCCAUGACAGUGAACCGACCAUUAUGAACGAAACCAAGGUAACGCUUCCUAAACUGAAGGAUUUAGCUAAAGGUCUGUUAUGGGACAUCCAGGCCAAGAAGUCGUCCUUAACGGAGACUCUUGGCUACAUCCACAAAGCCAUAUCAAAACACUUGCUGACAGAUAACACGAAGGGAACUCCUCAGUCUGUGUCUUCAGACACACCGGUAGAUCUCAACCAGGGAGGAAGCACCAGCCCACCAUCAACAGACAUACCUUCUAAUCAGAGCAGCAUCACAAGUCAUAAUGCUCGUACCGACACCAACAAAGUGCCAAACCAAACCGACGACGACAGUGUCUUAAAAUCCCACACCAAUAACAACGUGAUGCUGAACAGCAGCAGAGUUCCAGUAAACACAUCCCUGACUAACUUCCGGCGAUUCUCCGAAGGAGCAGUUCCGUUCUGCCACAGGAAGAGCAGCCUCGGUCUGUCGGAGGUGGAGAUGAUCGCGCUGGCCAGUGCCGAGCCGUGUCCCAAGUCGCGCAAGGUGUUGUGGGAGGAUCAGCCGCGCAGGCCAUGCGAGACGGUGGACUACUACAGCAGCAGCAGCAGCAUACACGACGGGGGCUCGUGUGUGCUGGGGGGCAGUGCAGUGAGGUACAUCAACGUGCCCGAUGAGUGGUACGGGCUGCCGGUUGAUGAGAAGUACUUCACGUCCUACGUCACCAUGGGGCUGCUCCGCGACGAACAGGAGUACGUGACGCACGAACUCAAACGAAUACCAGACUGCUCACAGGUGCCUUUCCCGAACCCCCUGGACAGUGCGUGGCUGUUGUUGAAGCUGUGUAGUCAGAGCGGGGACCUGAGGGAGGAAGACCGGGCGGCGUUCACCCAUGACGUGGUGCUGUGGGCACUGCACUUCGCCAUGACGCGGAGACAGAGGGAGGAACUCGACACACUCAUCAAAACAACACCCUGAGUAAAACAUGGAAAUAUCCAUACGGGGAGGGGGGGGGGGGACAAAAAACUUAAAUGUUAAAACACAAAGAUUGAAUAUUUGUUAUUUAAAAUGAUCAAACCAAUUAAAAGUGAUUGACAAUAACAGGAAAAUAGACAACAGUAUGGAAUUAUUCAGAAAAGAAAACGAAACUCAUUUUUAAUGUUAGAACAUAAAGCAGAAUAUGUGUUGUAAACUGUAAGGAACAUUUUGUUUUCAAAAUCUUGAUUAGCAAUAUUUCUAGUCAAUCAAAAAUUUAUUAGCAGCUACUGUUUAAUGUUACAAAAUUGUGUAGUGAUUCCUGAAACUUGUGUUGGUGAAUUGCGACAUGAUACUGAACAAAAUGUUUCCUGAAGUAAUCAAAUUAAGUGAUUGACUAACACAAUAUGGUUGAAUAUGUUCUCAUUAAAACAACACUCUGACUGGAACAGCCAAAACAGACAACAGGGUGGAAACAGCCAGACAAGAAAACAAAAUCUUGUUUAAAUGUUAGAAAGUAAAGACAGAAUAUUUGUUAUAAGCUGAUCAAAUCACAUGAUUAAAAGAAAAACAAACAAUAGCAGAGAAAAUUAAAUAUCCAAACAUUUUUCUAAGAUAUAAUUAUGUGUAGACAAAAAAACCCAAAGAAACGUCAGUGCUCAAUAAAAACUAUUGCUGUUUGUUGCAAGCAUAACUUUUGGUUGUAAUUUUGUGUUAAUUUGUUACAAAAGCUACUGGUUUAAAAUUGAUGUAGGCAAGCUCAAAAUUGCUGUAGGUAAGCUUUUUACCUAUGGCAAAGACUUCAAAAUUGUCAUAGGUAAUAAACUUGUUACGUUCAAUCCCUGAAAUAGUGAUAAACAUUAGAAUAUCCAGAUGGAUGUUUAAGCCACAUGUUCAAAACAGGAAAACAAUUAAAUUUGAAAGUUAAAUAUCCAGACAGGCAAAAUAUGUUUGAGUACUCCGACAGUUAUGCUGAACAUAAAAUAGAGUACAUGUGACUGGCACCAGGUCUUUACAGUUAUAGACAAGUUUAUUCUAAAUAUUGAAUUUUGAUAAAGCAAAUACUCUACC